AUGUCACAAGAUUCUACAGAGAAUGAUAUUCCCUUAACUUCCUCAAAGGACACGCAACACGUCAUUAAGCUUGCAGUUACCAUGCAUAUAUUAGUGCAUGCAUGGAAAGCAGCAGUAAAUGGCUUACCACAGACUCCAACACCAACAGAGGUUCAAAUAGAAAUUAUAGAACAGGCGAAAUCGAUUUUUAACACCAUCUCGCAACAGAAGUCAAUCUUCAUAGAGGCAAUAAGAUCAGUACAAGUCACACCAGUGCCACUCAAAAAGUGUCAACCAUUCAGAACCAAAGUACUCAAGUGCGUUUGUCGGAGUCAAGGACCCCUUGUAAGCAUUCGAAAAGUACAGAAACAUAUCAAAGGAUCUAUUGUGUCUAACAUUAAAAUUGAAUUGGCGAAGUUAGAGAGAGACGGAUUCGGGUCAGUCAAAGAUAUCAAAACGAGAAGUACCACCAGAACCAUGUUCAUGAAGAUUCCAGGACUAAUCAUUGAUGGCGAAUUACGCAACCACUCAGAUAUUCUAAAGGACGAAAUAGUUUGA
Lottia gigantea (owl limpet) is the source of this 537-nucleotide messenger RNA. RefSeq lists its product as hypothetical. Lineage: Eukaryota; Metazoa; Mollusca; Gastropoda; Lottiidae. The transcript is spliced from 3 exons. The coding region runs from base 1 to 537 and encodes 178 amino acids. The record is from RefSeq and is a predicted model, not a curated record.